This is a messenger RNA of Cynoglossus semilaevis (tongue sole), 1351 nucleotides long. RefSeq names its product ribonuclease P/MRP 40 subunit (gene rpp40). The coding region runs from base 230 to 1279 and encodes 349 amino acids. The record is from RefSeq and is a predicted model, not a curated record. Gene Ontology annotation, molecular function: ribonuclease P activity; ribonuclease MRP activity. The transcript is spliced from 8 exons. Gene Ontology annotation, biological process: tRNA 5'-leader removal; endonucleolytic cleavage in ITS1 to separate SSU-rRNA from 5.8S rRNA and LSU-rRNA from tricistronic rRNA transcript (SSU-rRNA, 5.8S rRNA, LSU-rRNA). NCBI's taxonomy places the organism in Eukaryota, Metazoa, Chordata, Actinopteri, Pleuronectiformes, Cynoglossidae. Gene Ontology annotation, cellular component: ribonuclease MRP complex; multimeric ribonuclease P complex.
CAAGAACAGAGGGACAAUACACAACAACCACGCUCACGUCACACACGUGACCAAACUCGCGUAAGAGGCUUAAAGUCAUGAUUAAAAUACGUACGGUUAACUAAUGACGUAGUUUGACUUAAAAAAUGUACUUCAUGCAUAUAUUCGCUGCUGAGAGUGAAGCUUUUAUUUGAUUAGGUCCUUAGCAAGUGUCUGUUAGCCGUUAGCUCGGUUAAACUGGUGUUCGAACAUGUCUGUGGACGUGUGUGAGGCCCCGCACUGUCAGCUCGUGUGUGAAAACUCCAGUUUCUUGGAUGAAGAAAACAGUCUCGUAUCACUGGUUCAACAGCUUCACUUUAACUACAAGGUGUCACUGCUGAUUCCUGAUUGUAGCUCCGCCCCUUCUCACCUGGAUUCUGUAAUCAACUCCUUCAGCUCAUUUGUACUCAUCAAAAACAUGCCUGUGUCUGAGUUUAUAGACAAAGACUUUUUGGAAACAGCUGUAUAUCCUGGAAGUGUGUGCGCUCUCUCGUACAGGACCAGGAUUGGUGAAGACAACUGUGUGGCUCUGAUGCCAAAUGGGCGACUCCGUCUGUCUCUGGAUAGACACUCGUACCACCUUCUGGGCAUUGAGGGAAAAGUGUCCAAAUUCAGGUCAAAGGGCAGACACAUCGUGUCGGUGGAUUUGACAGACAGCAGCAUGGCCCCUGGUGGGCGGGGCUAUGACAGACUCCUCAGUGGUCUGACGUGUCGACUUCCUCUCACUUCUGACUUUCUGCUGUCACAUCAACAAGGGGUCCAAUCCUGUCUCAAGUCCCUUCUUUCUCGGUACGAUUGGUCAGAGCUCAGACCUGAGGUCAGCACCAAGGUUCUGCAUCAGCUGACCUGUCCAUCUGACCUCGGGUCAUGUGAUGCUUACAGUGUGAUGGACUGGCUGGGAGCUGUAGACGCUGGCAUCAGCAGCAGCAGCAUUGGCUCCUCUUCCAGCUUCUUGUCCACCUACACCUGUCCUGGACCCCAGAGGAUGGCGACGACAGCCCUCAGCAUCUCGGUUAGCGGCUUCCUGCUGCCCCACCACGUCCAAAUCCUCAUCAUGGAAGUCAGGCAGUUCCUAGAGCAGUCUUCCUCGCCCUGGGCUUCGUUGACGGUCCAUGGUUUCACAGACAACGUAGUCUCGUGCUGUGAAAACGAACAUGGACGUCUACGAGGAGGAGUGAACUUCUACACGCUGCUGAUGUCUAAAGGCCAUGACUACAAGCUACUGAUUGUUACAGGGUCACAUGACUCCUGCUCCCCAUGAUUUUGUUUUGUUUCAGUUUCUGGAAGAUUUUUACUUUGAGUGAUGAAUUAAAAAAGGAUCAAAGGUCAACAA